Molecule: messenger RNA, 903 nt
Organism: Daldinia childiae
Lineage: Eukaryota; Fungi; Ascomycota; Sordariomycetes; Xylariales; Hypoxylaceae
Product: CBP3-like protein
Exons: 2
Coding region: 1-903 (300 amino acids)
Biological process (GO): mitochondrial respiratory chain complex III assembly
Cellular component (GO): mitochondrion
Source: RefSeq, a predicted model, not a curated record
AUGGCGUGUAGAACAUGCAGACGGCAGCUUAUGCUGCUAACCCGUCAAACUGGCUCAAUCGCAGAGAUCCAAAAUGUUGCUACACCACAACGACUUAUCGCCCCAGUUGUCGGCUCCCAAUCCAGCCAGAGACGAAGCUUCAAAAGCACUCCCAACCAACCGGCCAUAAACAUCCGCGAGACAAUUGCUAGGAUAUUCCAAAACACAGCCGAACCAUAUCGUAUCAUCAAUGCUACCGAGAACAUAUAUAAAACCUGCGCUCGCGAGGCAGACUAUACCAUUCCCGAUAAGGACAGGAAGGCGGGCACGAUAACUAAGACGGCGGAGGGAGAGGAUAUAGGAGAAGGGAAGACGAUGUGGCAUGAAGAUUUCAAGCUCGCCCCGACUUUUAGCACAUGGUCGCAGAUCACAAUGCUACACUUAUACCUAGUAUUCGCUCGACUACGCGAUCUCGAACCAGACGCAGCGCGGUCGUGGCAGCGACAGCUUACAGACCACUUCUUCUUCAACGCUGAGGAGCGCAUGGACUUAACCCACGGAAUCACCUCGCGCGGGCUGCGACACCGAUAUCUUAAAGACCUCUUCGUGCAGUGGCGCGGGGUGAUCGCCGCAUACGACGAGGGCGUCAUAAAGGGAGACUCCGUGCUCGCCGCCGCCGUCUGGCGCAACGUAUUCAAAGCCCGCGAGGACAUCGAUGUGCGCUCGCUGGCCGCCGUCGUCAGUUGGAUGCGGCUGUGUCUCAAGAUGCUCGAUCAGAUCCCCGACGAGGCCCUGCACUACCAGACCGAGGCCGUCUUCAAGUGGCGCGCCAAGAACGAGCUCAUGCUCGUCGAUAAGCCCACGAGGGAACUCGACGGGCAACUGGUGCAGGAAUCGCCGCCGGUGCAGAAGGUAGCUAUGUAA